Molecule: messenger RNA, 3247 nt
Organism: Dermatophagoides farinae (American house dust mite)
Lineage: Eukaryota; Metazoa; Arthropoda; Arachnida; Sarcoptiformes; Pyroglyphidae
Product: macoilin-1
Biological process (GO): neuronal signal transduction
Cellular component (GO): rough endoplasmic reticulum membrane
Source: RefSeq, a predicted model, not a curated record
GCAAAUUAUUAUCAUCAUUAUUAUUAUAAUAUAUCAUCAUUAUCAUUGUGAUUGUGAAUUUCCCGCUUUUUAUUUCGUCAUUAUUAUAUAUUUAAAAAAUAUAUAUAUAUUUUGAACUUUGAAUUGAAUAUAGAUCGAUAACCAGCUUAUGUUCGUAAAAACAUCCUGUAAUGAAGAGAAGAAAUGUUGAAUCAGGCAAUACGGCGGGCAAAUUGAGACGUGCUGCUAAACGCAGCAAAUUGAAUGAUGGCUACAGCCCAUUGAAUGUAAUCAUCAAUUUUAAAUUUCUAUUCAUCUGGUUAUUGGUGAUCAUAUUAGAUUUUAUAUCUGAAUUUCGUUUCGAAUUACUUUAUCCAUUAUGGGCAUUCUUUUCAAACUCAAGUGAGACAUUUAGAUAUAAAGGCAUGUCAUAUCUAUUUUCCUAUGUAUUCAUAACGAUUACGAUCGAUAUGUGUUGCUAUUAUAUAAUGCCAUUACAAUGGCUAUUUUUUGCUUCAAGCACAUAUGUAUGGCUACAAUUUACAUGCUGGUAUUCGGAACGUGGCCUAACAUUGUUCACUAUAAUCAUUUGGUUUACAUUGAUCAUGAUUGAAACAUUCGUAAGGUUAAAAGAAAUGAAAAAUGUGCCAUUUCAAUUUGAGAUUUGUCGUCCAUUCGCCGCACAUGGUGUUGGCUAUCCAAUACUGACAUUCGGUAUCGAAUGUAAAUCCUACGUACAUUAUCGUCUACGUUUACAUAAGAAACGUAUCGUUGCCAAAGAGAAUGAUUUCUAUUAUUCACUAUUGAAGCAGGCAAUCGAACCCCCACCAUCAAUAUCGCCACAAACGACGACAACUCCCUAUAAUAUUGAUGCAACUCUUCAAACGACCACGAUCAACACCACCGAUUCAAUGACGCCGAUCAUUGCCUCAACAUUAAGUCAUAAUCAUGAUCAAGAACAACAAUCAAAUGUGAACAGAGCAAUGCAAAUGUCGAUACAAAACGGUAUCCAUGAUGGCGGUGGAACCAACAUUUCGACAUCAUCUUUAUUACGAACGAUGAUAAUGGCGAAUAAUUCGAUCUCAUUUGCUCAUACAAACAACGGGAGCAGCAUUAAUAAUAAACCAUCAUUAGCGACUAAUCGUCGAAACAAUAGUAAUGGUAAUGAACCAUAUCGACUCUUUUAUCGUAGAUGUCUACAACAAUCAAAAUCUUUGGCCAACAAUAUCAAUGGCUUAUUCCUGAUGAUUGGAAGGCAAUUAUUGCAUGCGAUUAGCCGUAUAUUGCAUUUCUAUCGAAUGGCUAUCCUAUACAUCCUAUGUUCAUUAUCACCACAAGUAUUAUAUAAACGAUUUUCGAUGAUCUUUAAACAUCAAUCAUCAAUGGCUAAUCAUAAUAAAAUCAAGAUGAUGAAAUCAUCAGAUUGUGCCAUUGCCAACGGUAAUCAUCAUCAUUUAUCUAUGAAUGGAUCUAAAGAUGUUCUUAAACGAUCGAUCGUUACAAGUGAUCAGGAUAAAUCAAUCAAGAAUCAUCAUAUGCAUAAUUCUCGUUCAAAAUCUCCUGAAUCAAAAAGUGAUGAUUCGAAUGAUGACAAUUCUAAUGGAUCCUUGAAUGAGUCGGCUAAGAUUCAGACAUGUAGUGAUCAAUCGCAACCGAUAUCAAAUGGACGACUAAAUGAAUUCAAUCCAGACCUUGCUGAUAGUAUGUCCAUUUCGUUGAAACGUAUGAAUGUGGAUUCACCAAGUGAUUCAAAUCUGUUAAAAUCAACGUCCAAAGAUUCAAAUAAGAUACAGGUAAUGAAUGGAAAACGAAGUAAAUCAAAUAGUCAUCAUCAUCGAAAUAGUGGACCUGUAAUUGGCGACAAUACGAAUGCAGCAGCAAUGUCCGCAGUAGAUUCUAAUCUAAGUCAAACACUGGAAUUAAUCAAAGCAAAAGAUGAUCAUAUAUGGAAAAUGGAACAGGAUAAUCUUCGAUUAAAAUCUGAUCUACAAACAAUACGUCAAUGUGAAUCCGACCUAAGAAAACAGAUGGAAACAUUUUGUAAUGAAGAGAAAAUUUUUCGAAAUUCUAUUACAAACUAUCAGCAAGAUAUUGAACAUUUACAGAAAAAACUACAAAAUUAUCAUCAAACUAAACAACAGGAUAGACAAACCAUACAAAAAUUGGAAAAACAAUUGGAUGAGGAGAAACGACGAUCAAAACAAUCAAUUGAAAUUCAGGCAGCUUCGGAAAAGAAAGCCAAACAAGCAGAGGAAAAUGCAGCACGACAAAUAGCAAUGGCUACAGCUGUUGCCGCUAAUACACGUUCAUCAACUAUGGGUUGUUCGGAUAAUUGUCGUAAUAGGCAACGGGAUUUCGAAAUAGAAUUGGCCAAUCUACGAAAGGAAUUAUUGUCGAAAGAUGAACAACUUAGAAUGAAGAAAUUGUUGCUCGAUAAAUACAAGAACAAUGAGGAUAUUUUAUCAUCAACAUUGAUCAUCAUACAGGAACAAAAUGCCCAGUUAGAAGCAUCAUUGAAAUUGGAAAAAGUCAUACGCGCCGAAAUAUUUUCGACACUUGAAGAGGCUAAACGUCAGAUACAUAAACAACAAUUGAUGUGUAUAGAUUACGAAAAAGAAAACCAUGACUUGAAGACUAAAUUGUUUCUCAACUCAUCCAAAUUGACAUCAUUGUCAUCUUUUACUGGUAAUAGUAAUGGAGCUAGUAUUGGUCUCAAUCCAUUGAACGGUUUUCAUUCAUCAUCUUCAUCAUCAUCAUCACCAUCGACAACAGCGACAACAACAAGCGAUUUGGAACUAGUAAAUCGAUGUUUUUCCAGUUGUUCACCCAAUUCAAUAUCAGCCCCACAGGCACUAGCAGCAACAGCAUCCGGUUCAACAGUUACGCCACCAUUGAAUCAUUCGCAAAUAUCUUCACCAUUAUGCGGUAAUAUAUCACCAUCCGGUUCGAAUAAUAAAAAUGGUAGUAAUCAUUAUAACCGAUUACAUCGGAUAACAUCACCACCGUUACCAACGCACAAUCUACAUGAUGCAUUUGCUGUAUCAUCGUCAACAUUGGACAAUUGCUGGCCAACGCAUCAUUCAUCGCCGUCUCCUCAUCUUUCUUCAAAUAGUACAACAACGGUGUCAACUUCAAGCCAUAUGAUGACUGUAUCGAAUUCGAAUACUAGUACGGAUGCUGAUGAUUUAGGCAGCACAGCUAAUUUACCAUUCAAUAGUUUUGAUUUCUGAAUGAAAUAAAAUGACUGAUUGAUUGUUGGCCCCCUUAA